GUUUAUCUGCAGCAGCCAGACAGUCAGAGAAAAACAGGGAGUGCUGCUUGUAAAAAAGUGUUUUUUCGGUGAAAAAUCUUGGAAAUUUUGUGGAAAAAUCGUUCAAAAUGUUGUAAAUUCUGUGUGAAAAGUGUUGGUGCAUGAUUGUGCGUUAAAAUUGCGUUCAAAAAUGAGUGAAAAUGUGGAUUAUUUGUAAAAUUGUGGCCCUUCGGAAGAAAGAAUGAUGUUUGCUGGCUCGGAGUGAAAAACUAAACUUUAAUCGAUAUCUGCGGACGAUUUGCUGGUAAAAGGGUCUGAAAGGAAGGGGGAAAAGGGUCAAAGUAUCCUACUUUUGGAUCAAACUACGUAAGAGGAAGGAUUGCUGCUCCGAACUGGUCAGUGAAAGAAAGAAAGAACGAUUGCAAUGAGAUUCAACAAACAGGAGCUGAUCACUUUGGCCACACAACCCAGCAACAAAUUUGACAAGGAGGGACGGCUGUAUGUGACCGAGAAGCAGGAGGGGUUCUUCCGGAAGACUGAAGGCGACGAGAACGUUUCUAGUGCCAACGCCGGCGGCGGUAAGCCUCCUCAUCAGCCCAAGCGCAACAAGUCCCUGAGUUGCAUUGGUGGGACAGCGAAAGUAAGUCUCGAAAAGUGGUGCCGGCUGCGCGGCAAUCUGCUGUUCUACUUCAAAUCGGCGGACCAGUUUUCCGAACCCCAGGGAUGCAUCGUGCUGGAAAAGUAUCGCUGCGUUAGGCACGGCGACCUGCGCGAGUACGACGGCUUCGUGUUCUAUCUGGAGUUUGAGGACGGGCUGCGGCAACGGUUCGCCACCAACACCGACCAGGAGCGGCUCGAGUGGAUGCAGGCGAUCGGGCUGGCCGGGUACGACGUGAAGCGGGCCCAGCUCAAGUACCUGCGGGAGCAAAUCGACAAGAAGCGCGGCAUGAUUCACGACGUGGACGUGGACAUGCUGAGGCUGCAAACCGGCAAGGAGAUAGCGCUCAACGAGGUCCCGCUAUGCGAGUCGGCCAUCUCCUGUGACAACCUGCUGUGCGAUGGCAACGGCAAACCGCCCAACCCGUCGGUCGUGGUCCAGGUAACGUCGACCAAUCGGGGCGCCUCGACGCGAGGCUGGGUCAAGUACGGCCGCACCGAGGUCAUCGAGCGCAGUUCAAACCCGCAGUUUGUGUGCACGAUUACGUUCCGCGCCGGGGAUGGCCUCAACGCCGCUUCCCAGAUUCGCUUUACGGCGUACGAUGUUCGAGAGAAGGUCACCCAGACGGCGGUCCCGAUUGGGUGUGCGGAGGUUACUCUUGGGGCCAUGCUGGAGACGCCCCGGUUGAGGAUCCCGCUGAAGACGCAGAACCAUCAGGCUGGGGCUGGAUUUAUUACGAUUGCCAGCUGUGUGCCGGAUACGGACCGGAAGACGCUGCAGCGGUCGCCGGCCAAGGUCGGAGGAGGGUUGGAGCAGCAGCACCAGCAAACCAUAGGUCAUCGCCGGUCGCAGUCGUUGCCGCCGAAGCUGGGCGUGAAGCUGUUUGUGCCGCCACCGUCCAAGGUGGCGCUCGUGUUUACGAAGCCGAGCAUUCAUACCUACCGACUUCACUCUGGCUUGGGCGGAGACAUAAGCGUCCAGGAGAUCAUGCUGGAGAGUCAACUGUGUUAUAUCAUCCCACAGCAGUUGCUCUCCAUCUGGAUCUCGCGCGAGAAAGAACUCCUCCAGGAAAUCUCCGGCAUGGGCGAACUGGGCGGCGAGUGGCGCCAGCGCCAAAUGGAACUCCUCGACAAACAUCUCAAGCUGCUCAAGGACUACUCCCAGGCCAAGCAGUUUCUCGCCCAGCAGCAGCAGCACGGCAAGACGUUCAAGGCAAGCUGCAAAAAGGGCGACGAAACGCUGGAGUUCGCUCCGGUAAAUCUGCACCUGCAGCGUAUGUGGGCCCACAACGAUACGCUGAAGCGGGCGGGGAUCCUGGACGUGACCACUGUGGGGGCUUUUACGCGCCAUUCGGGCAAGUCCAAGACCGGAGGGUUGGUUAAGCUGCUGCAGCAGAUUAAGGACGCGGCGGCGAAAGAUAAUGGGAACAGCGAAAAGGUGGCCGCGGCCAACGAUGCCGUGCAGGCCAUCAAGCAGUUGCGGCGGGAAAUUGUUGAAGUCAUGUCCCAGCUGCUGUUCCUGGCCAAAUCCAAGAAUCCCAAGGGGAUGCUUCCACUGUGCAACGAAAUGAUGACCAAAACGCGAUCUUUACUCAACAUCUGGGAACCCGCCCUAGUGGAGGAGGCCUUUGCGUUCAUCGAACGGCACCGAAUCAUCGAUGAGCAGCAAGCACUGCCGGUGGACGGAGCCGGAACUUCCGUUCCGAUGUCCCCUUUUAAGAAAAUUACCCAGCAACUGGGAGCGCUGGACCUAAAGAGUCCCGAGUUGGAAGACUUUGCCACUCCGAUGGGACCGGCUCCGGAUCUGUGGCCCCAGGUCCGGACCAGCAAAUCCGGCGUGCUGGGCGCAUUCGGAUCCAGCACAAAGAGCAAAUCGCCUUCUUCCGUGGACAUCAGCACGAUCGCGACCAUCCAGAGCACGUUCAACCAGAUGAGCAACAGCAAGUCCAAGGAAUAUCUCAUGUCCUGCUCACUUCCGGCCGCUUGCUACCUUCCGACGGAGCAGCCGAAGGAGUCUAAAGCGAAAAAGUCAACUCCGACGGAGGUUACCCCCUCUGGAGAUCUCAAGUUCAGCGAAACGCACUUUGACGUCAACGGGGAAGUCACGUCGUCGACUCCGGUGGAAAUGACGCCCGGAUCUUCCGCGAAAAGUCCGGAAGUGGAAAAGGCAGAAGAGGCCAUCCCGGAACCGUCCCGCUCGUCGCUCUCCGACAAGCAACUGCUGGAGAACAAGUCGGAACUGCUGUCGAACGUGUACGACGAGAAAGGUUACCUGAUUGAGAACACCGCGAUCGUGCUGGGUCACAACGGGGCGUUCCUGGACACCAAGGUGAUGAGUUCGAGCCCGUCGGCAAACUACUACCGGCCGACGGAGGAACCGGAACCGCUGGAUCUGACCCAGCUGAACAUCGAGGCCAGCGUGAUGUGUUUGGUGAGCAAGGUCAAGUUCUUGUGCGGACGGUGCGGAAGUCCGGCGGUGCGGUUGAGGACGCCGAAGGGAGGGUCCGUCAAGCGGACCCCUUUCGGGGUUGUUCCGCCGGAUGUGGUCACCAGCCAGCCCAUGUCGUUGCCCUGUGGGGAGGAGCUGGAAGAGGGUGGGGAGGGCUGCGCUGCCGCGAAUCUCUGCAAUACAUUGCCUAAGGAUCUGCUUCCGGGACCGUCUGGGAAACCUCCACUUUGUAGCAAGGAUCUGAACUUGGCGUUGACGCAAGCGGUCGGGGAAGUUACGCGGAAGGUCAAGAAGGGUAACAAGUUCACCGACGGGUUGGAUCUUUCAUUGACGACGGACUGGGCGCUGGAGUUGAGGCCGUCGAUGAAGAAGCUGCGGCAAGCGAUGGAUGGACUGUUGAAGACUGCGCGGUUGAUGCACUCGGUUCAGCGAUUGCAACAAGAUAUGAAGAAGACUUCAACGGUGCUGGCCGUCAACUACCGACGGGAUGUCUGCUUCUCGCAGGCUUUGACGGCGCUGGUUUCAGCGCUUAUGGCCAAGCUGUGGGGUCAGAACGUUACCGAGAACUACAUUAGCUUGCUGUGCAACCUUGGACAGUUGGCAUUCUUCGAAGGCUUGUUAUCGCUGUACGGUAGUGAAACCGACAUGUGGGGUGACAUGAGCGUAGCGAUCCAAGAUCUUGCGACGGUGACCUUCACUCUGGUUCGUAGCAACAUUCAGCGAGACUCGAAAGCUACUCCUAUUCCACGAGUCAGCGGAACUCGACAAAACCUGACCGUCCUCCUCCCCAUUCCGGAAUCCGUAUUCUGUCAUCUUCCAACCAAGGACACCGUCAGCUUUAAAGUCACUCCAGUCUUCUUCAACAUCGGCAUCAACGAGAAAGCAACGCUGGCGGAAACGCUCGGCUACACCAAGGAACAGCACCGCUCCAACUGGGACAACUACGACCGACUGAAGCAAUACCACAUCAAGUACAAAAAAGUCCCCUUCAACUUCGUGAACCCGUCCUGCUCGGCCGCCCUCGACACCCCUACCAAGACCGGCGUCAUCACAACCCAGCAAAAGGAGGUCCUCGUUCCGGAACACGCAGUCGUGGGUCUACUGCACGAGAUGGAGGACCAACUUCGCGCCAACAGCUCCAAAAAUUAUCGCAUCCUAACGCUUGCCGAGGACGUAACGCGCUCGAUGCAUGGCCUCCGCUUUACGUCGUGUAAAAGCGCCAAGGAUCGAACGUCGAUGGCGGUUACGCUGGAGCAGUGCCGGGUGCUGCAGCAGGAGUUCCACCUGUCGGCGAACAUCGCCCAGAGCGUGCUGGAUACGAUGAGGAGCGAGGGAACCCGCUCUGACAACACGAUGAAGAACAUUGGGCUGCGCAAGUACGCGUUCAACCUGCCGCAGGUCCUUUCGCUUCCGCAGGUGUACAGACCGCCGGCUGGAGCGUACGGGAAGGCGCAGUCGUAAGCAUUCGCGAGGAUUUCAUCAGCCAAAUUGAGGUUAUUUUGUGUCAGCUGAGGGAAGUUACGGGAUUUGUUGUGUAUGUGUUUGUAUAAAUAUUUGUUUACGUGAGUUAGAGCAGCAGAUUUUAUUUAUUGAAUCGCAAAGGCAGGAAAGAGGCGCAAACUUGAGUAAGAUUCGAAUUAUUUGUUGUUGUUGGUAAUAUUUAUUAAACUCCUCUGUAGUUAAGUAACAACCCAAAAUACUCUUGAUUCACUUCUAAACAAGGAGAUUUUACAGUCCUCUUAAAUAAAUCGUCUCGAAUGUUUACAAAAUGUGAGACAACCUCUACAGUUAAGCCAAAAAAUACGAAUCAAAAAUUGAAAUUUAAAUCACUAAAUCGGCAUACAUAAUCAAUUACAAAAAAAAAAAGUUGAACAACACAUCAAACAUUAAUCAACCGAUAGACUUUAGCCCGGAAGCGGGAGUAGCUAGAAUUUGUUCAAUUGUAUUAAUCACACACACACACUGACAGAGUCGGAUAAGGCGAGCGACCCCUUUUAAAUUGUUCGCGAAAGCAAAAUGUGCCAAAUUGUUUCCCGGUUCGCAGUGACGUACUUUUAUAGGGAUAGUAAUUUUCUUCAAGAAGUAAAAACAAAACAACUUAAUUAGGUUUCAAGCGUUCUUUGACGGCACAAAAUCUCGUAAUUUUUUGACAAGCGAUUAUCGGUACGGUUUUUGGAUACGCAAGUUUAGAUUGUUUUUAACCUAACUUACUGAAAAGUCAAACAAAACGAAUAACAAUACUAACGAUUUGCCGUUCAGGCUAACUAAUAACGGAAGUGUACUCAAGUCAACUUAAUUACAGGUGUAACGUUAAUAACAAA
Molecule: messenger RNA, 5406 nt
Organism: Culex pipiens pallens (northern house mosquito)
Lineage: Eukaryota; Metazoa; Arthropoda; Insecta; Diptera; Culicidae
Product: inositol polyphosphate-4-phosphatase type I A
Exons: 9
Coding region: 404-4546 (1380 amino acids)
Cellular component (GO): cytoplasm
Molecular function (GO): phosphatidylinositol-3,4-bisphosphate 4-phosphatase activity
Source: RefSeq, a predicted model, not a curated record